This is a messenger RNA of Sciurus carolinensis (gray squirrel), 2058 nucleotides long. It is a transcript of the gene Hsp90aa1, whose product is annotated as heat shock protein 90 alpha family class A member 1. The record is from RefSeq and is a predicted model, not a curated record. The coding region runs from base 134 to 1915 and encodes 593 amino acids. The transcript has 10 exons. Gene Ontology annotation, biological process: protein folding; protein stabilization; cellular response to heat. NCBI's taxonomy places the organism in Eukaryota, Metazoa, Chordata, Mammalia, Rodentia, Sciuridae. Gene Ontology annotation, cellular component: plasma membrane; cytosol; neuronal cell body. Gene Ontology annotation, molecular function: ATP binding; ATP-dependent protein folding chaperone; ATP hydrolysis activity.
GGAGGCUUCUGGAAAAGGCGCCGCGCGCUGGGCGGGCCCGCCGCUAUAUAAGGGCGGCGCGGGGGCGGCGCGCCAGUUGCUUCAGCGUCCUGGUGCUGUUACGCCGCGGAUCCCGUGCGGUCGUCCAGCCAAGAUGCCGGAGGAGACACAGACCCAAGACCAGCCCAUGGAGGAGGAGGAGGUGGAGACCUUCGCCUUCCAGGCGGAGAUCGCCCAGUUGAUGUCGUUGAUCAUCAACACUUUCUACUCGAACAAAGAGAUCUUUUUGCGGGAGCUGAUCUCCAACUCGUCGGACGCCCUGGACAAAAUCAGGUACGAAAGCCUGACGGACCCCAGCAAGCUCGACUCGGGGAAGGAGCUGCACAUUAACCUGAUCCCGAACAAGCAGGACCGAACCCUCACCAUCGUGGACACCGGAAUCGGCAUGACCAAGGCCGACCUGAUCAACAACCUUGGCACUAUCGCCAAGUCUGGGACCAAAGCGUUCAUGGAGGCUUUGCAGGCUGGCGCUGACAUCUCCAUGAUCGGCCAGUUCGGUGUCGGCUUUUAUUCUGCGUAUUUGGUGGCGGAGAAAGUGACUGUGAUCACCAAACACAACGACGAUGAGCAGUACGCCUGGGAGUCCUCCGCAGGGGGCUCCUUCACCGUCAGGACUGACACAGGGGAACCAAUGGGUCGUGGGACAAAGGUUAUCUUGCAUCUGAAAGAAGACCAAACUGAGUACUUGGAGGAAAGAAGAAUAAAGGAGAUUGUGAAGAAACAUUCCCAGUUUAUCGGCUAUCCCAUUACUCUCUUUGUGGAGAAGGAGCGUGAUAAAGAAGUCAGUGAUGACGAGGCUGAAGAAAAAGAAGAUAAAGAGGAGGAAAAGGAAAAAGAAGAAAAGGAGCCGGAUGACAAACCCGAAAUUGAAGAUGUUGGUUCUGAUGAUGAAGAAGAAGAAAAGAAGGAUGGUGACAAGAAGAAAAAGAAGAAAAUUAAGGAGAAGUACAUUGAUCAGGAAGAGCUCAACAAAACAAAGCCCAUUUGGACCAGAAAUCCUGAUGAUAUCACUAAUGAGGAGUACGGAGAGUUCUAUAAGAGUUUGACCAAUGAUUGGGAAGAUCACUUGGCAGUGAAGCAUUUUUCCGUUGAAGGACAGUUGGAAUUCAGAGCCCUUCUUUUUGUCCCAAGACGUGCUCCUUUUGACCUUUUUGAAAACAGAAAGAAAAAGAACAACAUUAAGUUGUAUGUACGCAGAGUUUUCAUCAUGGAUAACUGUGAGGAGCUAAUCCCUGAAUAUCUGAACUUCAUUAGAGGAGUGGUAGAUUCUGAGGAUCUUCCUCUAAACAUUUCCCGUGAAAUGUUGCAACAGAGCAAAAUUUUGAAAGUCAUCAGAAAGAAUUUGGUCAAAAAAUGCUUAGAACUGUUCACUGAAUUGGCAGAAGAUAAAGAGAACUACAAAAAAUUCUAUGAGCAAUUUUCUAAAAAUAUAAAGCUUGGAAUACACGAAGACUCUCAGAAUCGAAAGAAGCUUUCAGAGCUGUUACGAUACUACACGUCUGCUUCUGGGGAUGAGAUGGUUUCUCUCAAGGACUAUUGUACCAGAAUGAAAGAAAAUCAGAAACACAUCUACUAUAUCACAGGUGAGACCAAGGAUCAGGUCGCUAACUCUGCCUUUGUGGAGCGUCUUCGGAAGCAUGGUUUAGAAGUGAUCUACAUGAUUGAGCCCAUCGAUGAGUACUGUGUCCAACAGCUGAAGGAAUUUGAGGGGAAGACAUUAGUGUCUGUCACCAAAGAGGGCUUGGAGCUUCCAGAGGAUGAAGAGGAGAAGAAGAAACAGGAAGAGAAAAAGACAAAGUUUGAAAACCUCUGCAAGAUCAUGAAGGACAUCUUGGAGAAAAGGUUGAAAAGGUGGUUGUGUCAAACCGAUUGGUGACCUCCCCGUGCUGUAUUGUCACAAGCACAUACGGCUGGACAGCAAACAUGGAAAGAAUCAUGAAAGCUCAGGCGCUGAGAGACAACUCGACAAUGGGCUACAUGGCAGCCAAGAAACACCUGGAGGUGAACCCUGACCACUCC